Molecule: messenger RNA, 730 nt
Organism: Acanthopagrus latus (yellowfin seabream)
Lineage: Eukaryota; Metazoa; Chordata; Actinopteri; Spariformes; Sparidae
Gene: ssna1
Product: Sjogren syndrome nuclear autoantigen 1
Exons: 3
Coding region: 238-582 (114 amino acids)
Cellular component (GO): ciliary basal body; centrosome
Source: RefSeq, a predicted model, not a curated record
CCGUCAGAUAACCGGUGGCACCUUUAGUUCAGUUGUCCGGGAAACCCGCCAUGUUCGAGCACCGCUUUUAAAACACUUACCGUGUAGGAGUAUGUUUGGUUAUAUGUCUGAGCCCUGACGCGUUUAUCGUAGGGAGACAGAUGACAAGCUAAGAGAGUUUGGACAACAAGUAGCUAGUUAGCUUGUGCGGUGCCGUCUCUACAACGCUGUUUAGGGGGACGUUAGCUAAACUCCAACAUGACCCAACAAGCUGCUGCGCUGCAGACGUACAACAAUGAACUUGUCAAAUGUAUAGAGGACCUGCACACCAAGAGGGAGGAGUUGAACCGUCAGAUCAAGCUGGAGGAAGAGGAGAAGGAUCGGCUGCAGCACGACAUCAGAGUCCUCUCAGAGAAGCUGAGUCGAGUCAACGAGAGCCUGACGCAAAGGCUCGCUGCCCGCGCCACUUUUGAUCGCACCAUCGCAGAGACAGAAGCUGCCUACACUAAGAUCUUGGAGAGCUCGCAGUCUCUUCUGAGCGUCCUGAAGCAGGAGGCAGGAAACCUCAGUAAAGCCACAGAGCCCCGGAGGAAGGAGCACUAAUGGCAGUAAAAGGUCACUGAACUCUCAUUUUGACCACAAUGCUGCAUUUGACUCUGCACUUCACAAUUUAUUCUCCAUGCUGGACUAUUUGUAAUAUAUUUGAUUUACUGUAAGUUCCUUAUUCUAAUAAAUGUGUUUAUCACCCCCA